This is a messenger RNA of Leptonychotes weddellii (Weddell seal), 891 nucleotides long. The record is from RefSeq and is a predicted model, not a curated record. Lineage: Eukaryota; Metazoa; Chordata; Mammalia; Carnivora; Phocidae.
AUGUUUGAGGCCUGUUUGCAGAUAGACUGUGGAAAAAGCUCUCAACAUGGAGGCUCCUCUACUUCCCUUGCAUCCACCAAAGUCUGCAGCUCAAUGGACGAGAACGAUGGGCCUGGAGAAGAAGUGUCGGAGGAAGGCUUCCAGAUUCCAGCCACAAUAACAGAACGGUAUAAAGUCGGAAGGACAAUAGGAGAUGGAAAUUUUGCUGUCGUCAAGGAAUGUGUAGAAAGAUCAACCGCUAGGGAGUAUGCUCUGAAAAUUAUCAAGAAAAGCAAAUGUCGAGGCAAAGAGCACAUGAUCCAGAAUGAGGUGUCUAUUUUAAGAAGAGUGAAGCAUCCCAAUAUUGUUCUUCUGAUCGAAGAGAUGGAUGUGCCAACGGAACUGUAUCUUGUCAUGGAAUUAGUCAAGGGCGGAGACCUCUUUGAUGCUAUUACUUCAACCAACAAGUACACGGAGCGGGAUGCCAGUGGGAUGCUCUACAACCUGGCCAGUGCCAUCAAAUACCUGCAUAGCCUGAACAUCGUCCACCGGGACAUCAAGCCAGAGAACCUACUGGAUGACGGCCUCCCAGAAAAUGAACAUCAGCUGUCAGUAGCUGGAAAGAUAAAGAAGCAUUUCAACACAGGCCCCAAGCCGAAUAGCACGGCCGCUGGAGUUUCUGUCAUAGCACUGGACCACGGGUUUACCAUCAAGAGAUCAGGGUCUUUGGACUACUACCAACAACCAGGAAUGUAUUGGAUAAGGUAUGAGAUGGUGCAGCUCAACAGUCAGUGUUUCCAUGGCAACGUGCUGGCAGUCUCCAUUAACCAGUUCCUUCAGUGGAUAAACAUGCUUUUGAUUUGUUAUCCAGUCCAUAUGCUGCUUUAUCAGUUUCAUUUUAAUCUUGAUUGA